Molecule: messenger RNA, 601 nt
Organism: Sphaerodactylus townsendi
Lineage: Eukaryota; Metazoa; Chordata; Lepidosauria; Squamata; Sphaerodactylidae
Gene: NDUFB6
Product: NADH:ubiquinone oxidoreductase subunit B6
Exons: 4
Coding region: 75-500 (141 amino acids)
Biological process (GO): mitochondrial electron transport, NADH to ubiquinone; mitochondrial ATP synthesis coupled electron transport
Source: RefSeq, a predicted model, not a curated record
CUUCCUGUCUACCCGGUCAUGUCCUCGACCUGCACGGCUAGUGGGCGGAGCUGGGAGAGUGGAGGGCAGCCGCGAUGUCGUCGGGGUCGGAGCUGGAGCGCAGGGCGCCGAAGGAGGUGUUCGGCUACACCUCGGACGAGAAGCUCCGGCAGCGGCAGCUGCGGGAGCUGCGGCGCCGCUGGCUGAAGGACCAGGAGCUGAGCCCGCGCGAACCGGUCCUGCCCCCGCGCAAGCUCGGGCUGGUGGAAGGCUUCUGGGAGCGCUUUUUGCAGCCCGGGGGGUUCUGGAGGAAGCAGGUAUUCAAAACGUACCGUGCUGGGUCAUUCACUCUAUUUCGUCUACUUAUCCCUGCUUGGAUUAGCCACUACUAUGUCAAAUAUCAUCUUAUGAGAAAACCUCAUGGUGUUGUGGAAUUAAAGCCACAGAUAUUCCCAGGUGACACAGUUCUGGAAACCGGUGAGGUCAUUCCCCCGUUGGAAAUCCCACACAGUCAUCAUUAAGAGGCUCAAAGACUCUGGAACCCUUCUUUCUUUCUUUCUAUAAAAUGCCAUUCCUAGCUGGGAAAAUAUUUAAUUAAACAAUAAAGAUCACUUUAAGAUUA